Molecule: messenger RNA, 2517 nt
Organism: Magallana angulata
Lineage: Eukaryota; Metazoa; Mollusca; Bivalvia; Ostreida; Ostreidae
Product: sorting nexin-33-like
Exons: 18
Coding region: 42-1913 (623 amino acids)
Biological process (GO): plasma membrane tubulation; endosomal transport; protein transport
Cellular component (GO): cytoplasmic vesicle; plasma membrane
Molecular function (GO): protein binding; phosphatidylinositol binding
Source: RefSeq, a predicted model, not a curated record
CACAGGGGAGGAUAAACAGGUCUUUAUUUGAUUCCUUGCUCAUGCCCGCAGUUCAGAUUCUCCAUGACUGCAGUAACAGCUUCAGUGUUGUAACCAUGCUAACAGUGCCACAGGCUAUACAAGCCCGAGGAUUGUACGACUUCAACGGGGAUCUUGAUAAUGGGGAGCUGACGUUCAGCACGGGGGAGACACUAACCAUCGUAACACAGGACAUUGGAGAGGGAUGGUGGGAGGCCAGGAAUGAAGCCGGCCAACAAGGGUUGAUACCCGAGUCCUAUGUACAGCUACUAGAACCACCUGAACCAUCUUUCCCUCCACCCCCACCCCCAUCAGCACCGGUCAGUGACUGGAACACGCCACAAACUGAGAGUGGGGACUGGAACAAUGAUGCAUGGAAUAGCCACGGUACCGACAGCUGGGACCAGGAGCCACCUCAUGCCCCUGACUAUGCCAACCACAACAGUGCGGGUGGCGUCAACAACCAGGGGUUCCGAGGGGGAGGGGUGCAGCAGCAGGCCAGCGAGGAGGGGUGGGAUGAUGACUGGGACGAUGAAAAUGAGGACAACUCCUCCAACAGUACCACCAACACCAGCCAGGAUUUUCUAGAGGACCAGCUGCCUGGGUCAGGAAACUUUGGAUUAUCUGCCCCAAAGCGAGAAAAAAAACAGAUGACUCAAAAUUCAGAUUUUUCCAAAUAUGGCACAGUGAAGAAAAGUUUCAACAGAUUCUCUACCUUUGCCAAAACUGGAGGGGAUGCCUUUUUGAUGGGAACAGUGUCAGCAAAUGUAUCCGAGAGUGACCUCAUUAAGAUUAUAGACACACAGGACGGUCCUGCCUGGAACUACCCCUCCCAGCCUUACACCUGCUCUAUCAAGUCACCCAAAAAGGAGAGCAAGUUAAAGGGACUCAAGAGUUAUAUCGCCUAUCAACUCACACCUUCUUUUAGCAACAUUCAAGUCAGUCGGAGAUACAAACACUUUGAUUGGUUACACGAGCGCCUAGAAGCCAAAUUUACUUGUAUUCCCAUUCCUCCAUUACCCGAUAAAGCUCUUUCAGCAAAACAUUCAUCAAAAGGUCGCUACGAGGACGACUUUGUGUCAGAGCGCAUGCGACAGCUGCAGCUGUGGGUGGACAGGAUGGUACGUCACCCCGUCAUCUCCCAGUCAGAGGUCUUCAACCACUUCCUCACCUGUACAGACGAAAAGAAAUGGAAGGCUGGCAAAAGGAAAGCAGAGAAGGAUGAAUACCAGGGCGGCAAGUUUUUCCUGACCCUGCAGACCCCUCCCACCUCCCUGGACAUGAGGGACGUGGAAAAGAGGAUGGAAAUAUUCUGCAGAUUUGUGAAAAACAUGGACGACAAUAUGCGUAACAUGCUGCAAAUAGGACAUGACAGUCGGAAAAAACACACGGGUCCUUACAAAAGAGAAUUUCAAAAGAUUGGAGGGUCCUUUAAACAGUUAGCAGAAACAUUUAACUUGGACUCUGCGGCACAUUCACAAAAUUUAACGGCUGCAAUUGAUUAUACUGGUGAUACCUACAAUGAAAUCGGAGACAUGUAUGAAAAACAGCCACGGGAAGACUUGGACCACAUGCUUGAGGUUCUGUUCGAGUACAAAGGAAUGCUCUCAACCUACCCUGAUGUUCUAAAACUCCAUGAGGGAGCCAUUGGAAAGGCCAAAGAAUGUGAGCGAUUGAAGGACGAGGGAAGAAUGCCCGAGUCUGAUGUAGCUGCUGUUAUACAGCGGGCAGAUGUUAUAUCUUUUGGAACUUUAGCAGAAAUGAACCAUUUCCAGAGGGAAAGAGUAGCUGACUAUAAAGAAAUGAUGCAAAAAUUCUUACAUGGACAAAUUAAAUUUUAUAGAGAUAUUACCCAAAAACUAGAGUCAGCUCUUCACAAAUAUGAAAAUGCAUAGCAGACAUACUGUGUUUAUAAAGUGUUCAUAUAGAAAAUUACCUAGACAGAAUUACGCUGCUGGCUAUAUUAGUCAUCAUGAGGGAUGAAACCCAAACAUGGAUUCAAAUUCGCAACCAACCAGCUAAAAAGGCAUCUUAAUAUAACUUACCUCUGUGUGAAACGAGUGAUGAAUGAAGACAUAUAGGCUAGUACAUGUAUCAUGCAUACAUUCCAAAUCCAUUUUUGAAUUAUUUUUAGCACAUUGGAAAAUAUAUAUACCAUAUGUUCCUCAUUUGCUAAGAGCUGAUGAGGGAGGAGGUGACAUAUUUCACCAAAAGAUGAAUAUGAGACAUGUGAAAGUACUCCUAUAUAUUGUUUCAAAUGCAUUAUCUGACACAAAUAACUGUCGCUCAUUUGUUAGAUGCAGCUCUAAGCUUCUUUGUAUUUCUGCUUAUAAACAUAUUUUUCUCUGCAUGGUUAAAAGAGGUGAACUUGUAACAGUAUUACAUAUUUGUACAAUCUUGAAAUGUGUAAUGAUAUCUGUUCUGUUGUUACUUCUUUAGUACGAAGUGCUUUUUAAUGUGCUAUGAAAUAGGAUAUUGACAUAAAAAAUACAAAUUCAC